Molecule: messenger RNA, 6721 nt
Organism: Osmerus eperlanus (European smelt)
Lineage: Eukaryota; Metazoa; Chordata; Actinopteri; Osmeriformes; Osmeridae
Gene: mapk8ip2
Product: mitogen-activated protein kinase 8 interacting protein 2
Exons: 14
Coding region: 360-4202 (1280 amino acids)
Biological process (GO): JNK cascade; regulation of JNK cascade
Cellular component (GO): cytoplasm
Molecular function (GO): MAP kinase scaffold activity; JUN kinase binding
Source: RefSeq, a predicted model, not a curated record
GUGUCAUAGGCAGCAUCAGCAGAAGGCAUUUGGCGAGGCAGCUGUCGGACUGCGGGUGUAUAGGCCUACUAUCCUGGAUGUAUCUGUAGAGAAUUUUUUUUAUUUUUUACCGCACUGUUUUCUCCGUCUGGUCGGUUACAUUUUCCCCCUAGAUUGGAUUGCUCUACAGAUUUGAUGGUGCUGAUCACGCUUAUCUGACUUGCCAAUAGGUUGUGGCCAGGCGCAUCUGCCCGUAGGAUAGGGGGGAGGAAGAGAGAAUCUGUCCGUGAUUGCGUCCGUCUGUUUCCCUACGCGGCCGUGAAUGGACUGCACUCCUUUAGUAUUUCUCCGCAGUCACAUUGAGUCGUUUCUGGAAGAAGAUGGCGGACAGGGCUGAGAUGUUCUCCCUUUCCACGUUCCAUUCACUCUCUCCUCCCGGUUGCAGGCCAUCCCAUGAUAUCAGUCUGGAGGAGUUUGACGAUGAAGAUCUCUCUGAAAUCACAGAUGACUGUGGUAUUGGACUCAACUAUGACUCAGACCCUUAUGAGAAGGACUGUCUGAUCCUGGAGAAGAGUGAGAUGCACCACCAGAUGUGCUCCUUCCAGGACGACUUCCAGGAGUUUGAGAUGAUUGACGAUGAGGAUGAGGACGAGGAGGAGGACGAGGACGACGAGGAGGUCGACCCUGAGGGUCCUCCCUCCCCGUUGACCUCCCCCUCACUCUCCCCUACCCUGGGAACACUGAAGAGCCGGCCUACCACUCUCAACCUCACCACCGCUGUCUCACAGGAUUCCCUGAACAACAACAGCAGUUUGUCCCCAAAGAAGGGAAGCUGGCAAGACUCUCUGCGCAACCCAGCUUCACAGGGCCGUCUGUCUCCGACUCACUCAUGUCUUGAGGACGGCAGCCAUGUGACGGGCCAAUGCCCAGUCGCACUAGCCUCCCAGGUUCCAGGGUCCCAGAGCAAAGGUACUCCCCCCAAACAGGCAGGGGAGGGCGGGCACCCCCAGUCCCCUCGCAGGCCCCUUCUCUGCGACAUGGAGGGCAACAGACGAGAGAGGCCUGAAUACGGUUCUUUUGGCCAGCAUAAGUCUCAACCCUGCUCUGGAGAAUUCCCUGAGCAGGCCCUUCUCCAGACCUCCAGAGUGCCCUCCGUGGACGAACAUUCCCAGUGUUCCGAUACAGAGGUCGACCACGAUCUCAACAGCGACCACAACCACAAACACUCAUGCCAGUCCUCCCGACGCGCCAACGACACAUACACAGUCACCAGCGAGUCUGGCCUGGACCGAGAGCUGGAGAAUGACCCAGACCCCGACGGGACCAGCCGGUGCCUGUCCUCCACGGCUCCCAUUGGGGGGAACGAUGGCUCCGACACGCCCCUGUCUGAGGGGGAGCUGGAGAAGGACAUUGAGGUGGAGUUUAUGUGCAAGGAGACAUACGACAUGGUGUGCAAAGAGAACCAAUAUGUGGAAUUCCCUUCCAUUGAGCCGUCCGAGUCCGCCUCGUUUCAAAGUUACUCCAACCGUUCAAAUGCUGUCGACCAAUCGGAUGGCUCCAACCGCCAUGGCCCAGCCAAUGAAGUGGCGGCCAACGACUCCACCUCUCCAUCGUCAGACCCGGGUAUAGCAGAUAUGAACGCCAAGCGUUGCUACACCAUGUCAGACCCGGACCAGGACCUGAGCUCUCCAGGAUCUGACUCGGAUAUCGAGGGGGAGCUGGAGGCCGCGUUCGCCUGCGGCGGUCCUCUGGUCUCCAACAUGAUCUCGUCCAUCUCGGAGACGGAGCUGGACCUGACCAGCGACGACAGCAGCAGCGGGCGCUCCUCCCACCUCACCAACUCCAUCGAGGAAGCCAGCUCGCCCACCUCCGACCAGGAACUGGACCCCGACACGGAGCUGGAGCAAGACAGCGGCAUCGUGGGAUUGAAGGCUUCCCUGCUCCUAGGUCAGCGCGACCCUAUCAAAGAUGGGUCUCCCCUCCCCUCCCCGUCCCCCCUCCCAUCGCCCAUCAUGGCCACUCCCUCCACUGCCGACUCCCCCAUCCCCCCUCCGGAGAUGUACGACGACGGGCUGGCUCUGAUGGGCCUCCACAGCGUGGACGAUGACCUCCCCUACGAGCACCUGGCUGACCCGGAUGAGACCCUUCCCCCGGCCCAGCACUGCGAGGACAGCCACUCCAGACAGAUGGUCCUGCAGAUCGAGCCUGACCACAGCCUGGAGAGCUUCAAGCGCUCCUUCUACCUGCCCGUGGGGCCGCGGCUCAUGCCCACAGCUGACGAGUACGACGGGAACAGCGAGGGAGAGUCUGAGUCAGAGAGCGAGGACGAGCUGAGCGAGAACUCUGACUCGCCGUGGCUGCUGAGCAAUCUGGUCAACAAGAUGAUCUCCGAAGGCUCUUAUCCAAUCAGCUGCCCUGAGGAGUGCUUCAAGAGGUCUGUGUCCAUCACCGACACCAUCUCUCCAUCCUCAGACAUCGAGACGGACGCCUUCGCUGAAGCGCCUCCAGAGCGAGAGCUGGGGCGGCCAACCCAGAUGGAGGGAUCCGAGGAGAAGGGGAAGCAGGGGAAAGGCCGACGAUGGGAAGGAGAGGAAAGGGAGGAGGGGGAGAAGAGUGCCAAGCCUCCUAAAAGGCAGUCCGUGAGGAGCGACGAGAAGCUCAGCCCCACCAUGCACGUGGGCAGCGCCACAUUCCACACCCUCAGCCCUGUCAUUGUGGAGCGCUACAUCCACACAGCCCACCACCCUGAGAAGGGCCUCAGCGCUCAGGCCGCCAAAAACAGCCAGAGACGGGAGGAGAAGGAGGCCGGGGAGCCCGAUAACGACCUGAUGAUGCUGGAGGGGAGGAAGGAUCUGGAGUCUCCCAGCCUGACCGAAAGUGUGGCCAGCGACAAGGACGAGGGCCGGGAGACCGAGACCAAGCCCUCCGGCCGUUCCACGGCCUCUCUGGAGCGCAUCACCGAGGUCAAACACAGUCUGACCCUGGAUAUCCCCACCGCCCAAACCAACCGCUGUUUCAGUCUCACCUACUCCACGGACAACGAGGAGGAGGAGGAGGAGGGGGCGCAGGAGGAGAACGACUCGCCCUUCUCGGGAAGCUUGAGGAAGAAAUCGUCCUACGGAGGAAGCGACCUCUAUCUGGACAGCUCCCCGCCCAUUGACGAGAGCGUGCGGGACCACCCCCUGCAGGUAGGGAGGCUGCAGCAGGACGACGACGGCCUGGCCUACGACUCGAUGAAGUACACCCUGGUGGUGGAUGAGAACACCACACUGGAGCUGGUCAGCCUCAGGAGGUGCACCUCUGUGUUGAGUGACGACAGUGAGCUCUCCACACUGUGCGACGACGACCCCCUAGGCACGGGACAUGUGGGCGACGGGCAGUGUGACGUGGGCGUGCGGCCGGAACUCAGCUCCUCAGAGGACUCCUCCCCCGAGGCAGACAUCCCCUUCUCCAAGAAGUUCCUCAACGUGUUUGUCAACAGCACCUCGCGCUCCUCCAGUACAGAGUCUUUUGGGCUGUUCUCCUGUACGAUCAGCGGAGAGGAGAGGGACCAGACACACAGGGCUGUGUACAGGUUCAUCCCCAGACAUGCAGAUGAGCUGGAGCUGGAUGUGGACGACCCUCUCUACGUAGAGGAGGAGGAGGAUGACUACUGGUACAGAGGUUAUAACAUGCGCACAGGAGAGAGGGGCAUAUUCCCGGCCUUCUACGCUCAUGAGGUCAUAGGGCAAUCCAAGGAAAUUGUCGGAUUGAAGAGGAACCCUGCGUGGAUGGAGAGCUUCAGCGUCCAGUUCCUGGGUUCUGUGGAGGUACCCUAUCACCAAGGUAACGGCAUCCUCUGUGCCGCCAUGCAAAAGAUUGCAGUAUCCCGGAAGCGGACGGUGCAUGUGCGGCCCCCCUCCCUGUGUGAGCUGGAGAUCAGCCUGCAAGGGGUCAAGCUGGUCAUGAGCCUGGAGGAUGAAUACGACACCAUGGAUGAGUUCGACAGGUGCAGUCACUUCUUCCAGAUGAAGAACAUCUCCUUCUGCGGGUGCCAUCCCAAGAACAACUGCUACUUUGGUUUCAUCACUAAGCACCCCACGCUGAACAGGUUCGCCUGCCACGUGUUCGUCUCCCAGGAGUCCAUGAGGCGCGUGGCCGAGUGUGUCGGACGGGCCUUCCAGGAGUAUUACCAGGAGCACCUGGAGUACGCCUGCCCGACCGAAGACAUCUACCUGGAGUAGGCAGGAAAGAGGAUGUGUUGCCUUGACAACCCCCCUCUUUCGAUCGCCAGUGUAUGUUCAUCAACUUCACCACCAGAGGGAGGUGGUGGAUCUUUUUCUGUCCAUUGUAAAAUACCCCUGUGUAACUCUAAAACUGGGAUUGUCAUUUCAGUUCUACAGUAUGCUACAUAUUUUACUUUGUCUGUCCAAUUGUUUAUUUCCCAUCUUCUUGAUGGAUUUGUUGCCUGUUUCUUUGACUUUUCUAUGAUACAGUUGCAGAACUAAGAGGCUGGGCACCUGUUAAUUUAAAAAGUCAUCCUCUUAGGUCUCAAAAGGAUAUUCCUACUACUGCGGUUUCACAUGUUUUAAUGCAUGGCUGGUAGGGUAAUGCACACAAACACACACACACAUGCACACACAUUUGAAAAGACACAGCAGGGUGCAAAAUAGCUGUGAUGUAGGUGAAUUGUUUGGGCUGAGAUUUGGUGUAAUAUCGGCAAACGGCUGAUUAGAUUUUCUAUUGAUAAUGAAUUUGGAGAAAGGUAGAGAGAUUCCAGUGAACUGUCCUUGGUCUGAGCUUACUCCUGUGUUGCGUACAAGAUGUAGUGUGUACUGUAAAUAUAUGUAUAGACAGUAGAAACAUACAUACAGACGCCUCAUAUCCACUUUAUGUUCGUUUCAAACACAAUCAAUAACCUAAUAAGAGAGAAAAGAGAAGGAGCUAGUGGAGAGAGGUGUUUCUGUUUCCCCAGGGUUAGGGGUUCCCCCAGGGUUAGGGGAUUUCCCCAUAUUAGGGGACUGAGGAUGAGGACCUAUAAACUGGGUCGCCUGUACUCUCCGAGUUGUGACAUAACAUCAAACUCAUAGCUAUAAGUAAACACUGUAAACUACUCUGUAAUGGUCAGUCAAAUUUCAGGUCAAAGUGAGCUGAGGGCCACUUCACACAAAGCCAUGAUAUCACAGUCUUGACUGUUCAACACUGCUCACUCACAACACGUUCCUCAGUUUCCAUCAGGUUUUUUUGGUUGCUGAGUUUGAUGAGAAAUGGAAUGAGAUUGAUCUGCCUUAAACAAGUGGUUCUCAAUAAUGACAUUGUUUUGUCAGAUCUGGAUAUAAUGGUGGUUCUUCAAGUGACACUAAACACAAAAUAUGUUGGUAAGUUUGUAAGUUGGUAAGGUUCAUAAAAGGCCACUGGACCCUGAGGAACGAUUUAUUGGUACGUGCAAGGCUCGUUUCAGCCAGCAGGUUUAAUUAGGUAGCUUUAUGUACUCGUUGCAAAAUCCUGGAGAAAUGGCUACGUUUUCACAUAAACUCUCCCUGUCUUCAGGCAGGCAGGGAGUAUGUUUACUUCAUCAGUAUGUGGGUUGCUUACUUCAUUUAGUAGUCUAUUCAAGGCUUGUUUUAGCAUACUGUAGCUGGCAGUACCACAAGGACCAAGGGGGUAGAGUCAAGAGGGGGGUUGGGGGUGAAUCAUAAAUUUCAUACAGUCCACUCGUGCCUGAAACGAAAGGCUUCAGAUUACUGUCCCUAGUAGCAGGUGAAGUAGAGGGGAUGCAUUAGGUCCCAAUACUAUACUUUCUUCCGCUGUCUGUAUUCAUGAUCAGAAUCUCAGAGGAAGAAGAACAGAGCAUCGUAGAGCCACAACAGAUCUUUCCAUGGUGACAAGAUCCUUAGUGACCGUUUUAUAGGUAGGAGGCUGUGAAGAUGUAAUCUUAAUGUGUAUCGCUGUCAGUUAGAUUAUGUAAAUACGAUAGCAAAUCCAAAAGAUAGUGCUGUGUCCUUUAUGUUGAGUAUGUUAUUUAAACUAAAUAUGUAAAUGAAUACAAUUUCAAAAGAUCACAACCAAAUGAAAACGCUGAUGGAAAAGAAAAUGGACAUGGACGUCGAUGGACUUUGUGUUCUUUGUUGAAUUUCCACACACAUUGUUAUUCCAACAUUAAUCACACUAGGUGACAUUUUCAGCUCUCACCAACUCGGCAACACUACACAAACAAGCUUUUGCUGACAACUUGUAGGGGUAUUUCUGAAAAGUGACAUCAUUAUUGAGGGACAUGCAUUAUGUUCUAUGUUCCCUUUGGCAGUGUCAUCCCACUUGAGCAAUGACCAAUCCCUGUUAGAGCUGAGUAGUGACUGGACUAUUAAAACAGAGCUUUCACAGUUGGCUUUCAUAAAGAAACAUAUUGCAUCUUGAUAAUAUAGGCUAGGCCAUCCUUCUGAGCUCUAGAAACAAGCCCCAUCUCUGACCUAUACUAUCAGACCUAUACAUUGAAGUGUUUCUGGUUUUCUCUUGUGACAGCCUAGUUGAAACCCUCCCUUCCUAUAGCUCCACAACACAAUUCCUUAGGAUGACCUAGUUCUGUAUAGUCAUACAAUAUCAGUUCAACAAAACUUUGGACUUUAUUACAUAAACAAGAUUCUUCCCUGUAUUACUAGAACAAAUCAGUACAGGUAUGUGAGAGAACAAAAAUAUAUCUUAAAAAAAAAAACAAGGACUUGUAAAAACUGAAAAUUUAAAUGAAGAAAAAAUGAAAAACGAAAAA